This is a messenger RNA of Exophiala oligosperma, 607 nucleotides long. RefSeq lists its product as uncharacterized. NCBI's taxonomy places the organism in Eukaryota, Fungi, Ascomycota, Eurotiomycetes, Chaetothyriales, Herpotrichiellaceae. Bases 96 to 494 code for a protein of 132 amino acids. The record is from RefSeq and is a predicted model, not a curated record. The transcript has a single exon.
CAAUGAACAAGAGGCUGGUCUUCAGUCCAUUGAGUUUUUGCGUGGCUCAUUCAAUAUUGCUCGUCUGAUCAUCUACAAACCACAAACCCGCCAGCAUGCCUCUCGUCCAAAAAGAAUUCACCACCCGACCGACCCAUCCUGCUAUCGGCGCAGCUCCCGUUUCACCACCAUGCGAGGGUCAAUGGUACUCGAUAGGCCCCAAGAUCUGGGAGUUACUCCUAAACGGCGAGAGCAACUCAGACCAAAAGUCCGUCCUACAGUGGUACGAACCAGGGGCGGUAUCGGUCACUGACGAAAUCAUCACGCACACGUACAUCGAAGAAGUAUGUUUCAUUGAGGGAGGGCUCGAAGACGUCACACUGGGCCAGGGCUGGACCCAGGGAGCGUAUGCGUACAGAUUGCCCGGUAUGAAGCAUGGCCCUUACAAAGCUUCUUCUCAAGGUUGUCUACAGUUUGUCAAGCUGGUACCGGCUUCCUACAUGUCGAAAGAGUGACCGGGAAUCGGUCAAGUAUAUCAUUACCUUUCCCGCGACAGAACUUGUAAUACAGAAAAUAAAUGGUUUAGAAUAGAUCUAUCUGUGAAGUUGUGGGGUUUUUUACCUUCAAG